AUGGUGUACGCUGCCCCUGUCGGCAAAAUACCUGCAGACCUGAGGCUUACCCCUGAACAGGAGCAUGAAAGGCUGCUGUUUAUUACUCUUCCGCGAUUUACCAAGGAGGUUCAGGAAUUCGUGUUGACUAAGGUAGAUGGUCAGACUUCAAAAUUGUGUUACAUGCUGCGCUUGCCUAUCGUUCUCCGCGCACAUUUUUCUCAUUAA
Messenger RNA from Phytomonas sp. EM1, 207 nucleotides. The record is from the annotation of a GenBank genome assembly. Lineage: Eukaryota; Euglenozoa; Kinetoplastea; Trypanosomatida; Trypanosomatidae.